Halteromyces radiatus is the source of this 926-nucleotide messenger RNA. RefSeq lists its product as uncharacterized. The transcript has 7 exons. Lineage: Eukaryota; Fungi; Mucoromycota; Mucoromycetes; Mucorales; Cunninghamellaceae. The record is from RefSeq and is a predicted model, not a curated record. Bases 303 to 926 code for a protein of 207 amino acids.
UUUUUUUUUUUUUUUUACUCCUCCGCACUUUGUUCGUGUCUCCAUAUUGGCUCAUGAUAGUAUAAAAUACAAUUAGUUACUUGUUUUAUAGUUAAUUCAUUCUAGUGUCUACAAUUUCAAGACCUCUUUUUGGUUGGACUCUCUCUUUCUUCGGAUUCCAUUGCACAGCCAAUGCAAUUCAUUUAUGCACAAGUACUUUUGAAGGUCCUUUUUACUGCUUGGUUAGUCUUCCUUAUGAUAUUUCAAAAUUUCUUUUCUACUUGUUUGGACUCUUUGUCUCCCAUCUGUCGCUCAUUGUGGUGAUGUUCUCUUCAAUAUCUCUUUGCUAUUUGGUUGGACUCUUUCUCUAUGUUGUUUUUUGUAUCUGUAGAUAUCAAGAUUGUCGCCUGUACAACCAAACUAAUCCUUCUUUUUAUUGUAUUGUUAUUGAUACAUUGACACUGGCGCAUGAUCCAAGGUAUCAGAAUAGUGGUCUAUACAGUCAAUUGUCGGAUGGUCAUCAUUACUUUAUACUUAGCUUUUGGUCAGACGAAGAUCAUGGUGUAUUGAUCUUUGUUUGUUUACGGGCAAUGGACUUGGUCGAGGAUGAUCAGUCUCUAGAAUCGUUUAUGAAUCUAGUGACUGAAUUUUGUGCUCAAGUAGGUGGAGGGCAAAAUGCAACACAUUAUUGUCUAUACAAUAACGGUGGCGCAAAUAUUCAAGGGUAUAAUCAAGGUUGCAAACUAUACAAUCAAGCCAAGAUCGUCUCCCUUCUUCGCUGGAAUGACUCUGUUAGACUGCCAAUUGAAGGAUCCAUAUCAAAUAAAAUAAUUAUACCCAAAGUGGAAGUCAUGAUCAUUAUCUUGGAGGUGGCAUUAGCUGGUCUUGGUCAUGGUUGUGGUCUUAGCCGUACUGAAAUGAAGUUCUAUUAUGAAAAUACAAAAUGA